AUGGCCGCCUCCGGAGGGCGGAACCGAGAUCCUGAACUUAAAAACUUUAUUGCCAAAAUCAGGCAGUACAUAGCCCAUGGUGAUUCUGACAAACUUUUCAGUGAUGACAAUUUUAUUCUUGAUCUGUUGAAGGUUGUGUAUGAAGACAGUGUUGACCAAGUUAUAAAAACAGAAUUGGUUUUAUCCUUAGAAGAAUAUGGAUAUUCAGCAUUAACUCCUUCAAGUGCAGAACAAGUUGUUUCCUCUUUACUAGAUGUUUUUAAUCAGAAUGUAAAUAGAGAAGAUACACAUAAUUUCUGUAUUCAGCUAUUGAUAACUUUAACAUCUAUUGUUCUUCUUAAGAAGUUGUUGAUUAAAACUAUAGGGGAGAAUGUGAUAAAGAGACUAUUUGAAGUAAUCAGUAAAGUUAAUCAUGUACCAAGUAGAAGAAUAAGAGGCUGUUGCUGUCAAUGUUUAAACCAAAUAGAACAAUUUUAUUCUGGAACAUUAGUAAAAUAUAAAGAUGAUAUUGAGAAGUUUUCAAGACAAGAAAAAACCUAUGUUCAUCAGGACUAUUCCACAUUACUUUGUACUGUUCUGGAAUCUUGUAACAGUGAAAGAGAAACAAGUCCUCAAAGCAGCACAGAAAAGGAAUUGCUACCAACAGUAUCAUAUAUCAUGGAAAAUAUUGCAUUAAUGACACCUGUUGGAUUGUGGUCUAUAGUCCUACCAUUGGUAGAAGUGAUAAAACAUAAUACGUCUAUAUCUCCUAUUAUAUUCAAACCAUUUAUGUUACAUCACAUGGCAACCUUUGAUCCUGUGAUAUUUCAUAUUGUAUUGUACCUACAGAAAGAAUUUAAAGGAGAAAUAUUGAGCACUGAAGAAGAACAUAAAUUACUACAUAGAUUAAUACUUGGUAUUAAUUACCCUUCAUUAAGUCCUGCACAACGAUUGUUAAACAUACAGUGGUUAAAAGCAUACAAUCAGGAUUCAGAUGAGAAUGGUAAUAAAAAGCUUCCAGAUUUUGUUUGUCAAAAUUUCCAACAAGAAUUUUAUCCAUCAGUGUUUGACAGUCUGGAGUUAAAAUUUGGAAAACUCUCAUUGUUAUGUAGAAGUAAAACAGAAGAUCAAGGUGAUGAUUUUAACAAUAAUUUGAUAAAACAGACUCAGGAAAUACAGCAACUUACAGAAACAACUGGUAGACAUAAACCAGCUUUAGCUUUAUAUAAAGCUUUUUACUUGUUCUACAGCCAACAUCCUUCACAAUAUCUAGUACAAACUAUACAAGGAAUUACCCAUAAAUUACUUGGAAGAUAUCCUGCCUUAAUUCCAUUAGUUUUAGAUUUUUUACGCUGCAUCAGAGAGUCAAAUCCAGAUAGUUCAGUAUAUAUGGAUAUACUAUCUACCUUACAUCAGUCAGUAUUAUCCAUAUCUUAUCAAGAUGUUUUCAAUCAGUAUUUGUUUUAUUUACAAGUCUUUCAAACAUCAGCUAGAGAGAAACAGUUAAAUCAAGCUACGACAGUAAAAUAUUUAAAUGGUUUAUUAGAUUAUUCAUUACGUAAUGAUAUUUGUGACUGGUAUUUUGGUAAUAGUAUACUAUCAAUAUGUAGAAACAUACUAACAUUUCAAGAUACAAGUACUGUAUUUUCAGAAUUAGGAGAGUUACUAUAUGAUAUAAUGGUAUAUUGUAAUGAUACAGAUAUUAAAGAUAAAGGAAGGUUCUAUUAUGCUUUAUUAACAAAUGCUGCUGAUAAAAAGAUUCACAGUGUAUUAAGUGAUAUGGUACCAAGUGGUAAAGUUACAGGACAAAAUUUCUCCUCAUUAUUACCAGGAUCUAUGACUGAUAAAGAUAAAGCAAAAAUCAUUCCAGUAGAAGAAUCAUUAUUUGUAUGGGAAAGAGAAGAAAUAAAUCCAGUAUUCUUAAUGAAAGAUGAAAACAUGUCCAUAAAAUCUACCUCAAUAGAAGAAUAUAAGAAUAUGUUGGAGAAUAUGGAGAUCUCUCUUCAAGCAAGAUAUAAACUUAUAUUGAAAGAUGAGAGUAACUAUGAUACUAUACAUGCUGUUUCUGUUGUUUUAGAUAAUAAUCACUAUUAUAAACCUGUUAGCAAUAAUCAUUUAAAUAUGAUGAAAAAAUCAGAUAUCUACCAUGUCACUCUGACCUACCAGCCUAUAGAACCAUACCCUGCUGAUUUCAAUGCCAGGGUCAUGUUUGCAGUAGAAAAUAAAACAUAUUCUUCUGAAUUACCUGACUGCCAGAUCACCUUUAAAGAUUUUCUUUUACCAUUUCCCUGGGACUCAUUCCAAAUACUACAGGAUUCCCAGUUUCUCUUCUGGUCCAAUUUGUGGAAGCAUUUUACAGACUCUACUGAUUAUCCUGUUAAAGGUGUAGAAUCACAUAAAAUCUCCAGCUGUUCCUUAGAUAAAUUAUUAACUUUGUGGAAAUCUUAUCAGAUACAUGGAGAAAAAGAAAAUGAGUAUCCGUAUUUACUACUGCUACCACCAAGUUACCAUGUAUUAUUCAAUGUGAAAGUUAAAAAAGAGAAUUUAGUCAUAGCCAUAGCAACAGAUCAUUGGAAAUUAUUACCCCAUAUCAAUAACUAUUUAAAUUCAUUGAGUACUCUUAAAUAG
Messenger RNA from Lottia gigantea (owl limpet), 2607 nucleotides. RefSeq lists its product as hypothetical. Lineage: Eukaryota; Metazoa; Mollusca; Gastropoda; Lottiidae. The transcript is spliced from 23 exons. The record is from RefSeq and is a predicted model, not a curated record. The coding region runs from base 1 to 2607 and encodes 868 amino acids. Gene Ontology annotation, cellular component: AP-type membrane coat adaptor complex. Gene Ontology annotation, biological process: endosomal transport.